UAUAGUAUAUAAAUUCUUGCAAAGCUUUCAGCUUUGUGAUCAUUCAUUCUACUCACUAAGCCUCCUUCUUCCUCUUCAUCUUGUUCGUGUGCAAAUAUGGAUCUUCACGAGUCAAUCACCAGCCAGACGGAUAUUUCUUUCAUGCUUGCUAAGCAUGUUUUCUCCAACGUAGUUAAAGGCGAUACCAACCUGGUGCUUUCUCCUCUCUCAAUUCAAAUUGUUCUUGGCCUUAUUGCUGCUGGCUCUGAUGGACCUACUCAGGAUCAGCUUCUCUGUUUCCUCAAGUCCAAAUCCAUUGAUGAGCUCAACUCUCUUUAUUCACAUAUUACCAAUGUAGUCUUUCGUGAUGGCAGCCCCAAUGGAGGUUUGCGAUUGUCCGUUGCUAAUGGCAUUUGGAUCGAUCAAACGCUGCCUUUAAAACCGUCUUUCAAGCAGGUCGUGGAUAAUGUUUACAAGGCGGCUUCAGAGUAUGUUGAUUUUCAAAACAAGGCUGCUGAGGUUGUCGAUCAAGUCAACCAGUGGACUAAAAUGAAGACAAAUGGUCUCAUCGAACACAUUCUUGAUCGUGAUGCAGUGGACAACAUGACAAGGCUGAUCUUGGCCAAUGCACUAUAUUUCAAAGGUGAAUGGAAUGAGAAGUUCGAUGCUUCAGAAACAAAUGACCACGAGUUCCAUCUCCUCGAUGGGUUGCCUAUUCGAGUACCCUUCAUGAGUAGCAAGAAAAAGCAGUACAUAGCAGCAUUUAAUGGCUUUAAAGUAUUGAGGCUUCCUUAUAAACAGGGAACAGAUACGCGUUGCUUCUCAAUGUACUUCAUUCUUCCAGAUGCACAUGAUGGAUUACCCGCUUUAUUUGGCAAAAUCAGUACAGAACCUGGAUUCUUAAAUCACCACGUUCCGUUAAGAAAAGUUAGUGUGGGCAAGUUUCUUAUCCCUAAAUUCAAAAUAACUUUCAAGUUUGAAGCUUCCGACAUUCUAAAGGGACUUGGCCUAACGUUACCUUUCUGCGGUGGUGGUCUCACUGAGAUGGUUGAUUCUACUUUACCUGAGAAUCUAUCUGUUUCAAAAGUUUUUCACAAGUCCUUCAUUGAGGUAAAUGAGGAAGGCACCGAAGCUGCAGCUGUUACGGUUACUCUAAUAAUGCCAUUGUCCUUGUUUAUUGAGAAGGAAAUCGACUUUGUUGCUGAUCAUUCAUUCCUGUUCCUUAUAAAAGAUGAAUCUACUGGUGUCGUAUUGUUCCUUGGGACUGUAAUGAAUCCUCUAGCUGGUUAGCCCUACUCAACCAACAAAGAAGAGUGAAGUGGUGAAAACACUCCAAACUUGACGUGAAUCAUUACUUUCGUCCAUGAUGCCUAGUACUAAUUAAAACACCCCUAGGCUUGACUAACGUAAUAAUUCAUGUCAAGUUUGUUUUAAGUUUGAGUUUCGAGAGAACGAAUUAAGGCAACGUGAAUUGUCAAUCUUUCAUAGAAAUUUCAUUUGUGCUUAAUUUGUUUGUUCA
This is a messenger RNA of Solanum tuberosum (potato), 1498 nucleotides long. RefSeq names its product serpin-ZX-like. The record is from RefSeq and is a predicted model, not a curated record. Gene Ontology annotation, molecular function: serine-type endopeptidase inhibitor activity. Bases 97 to 1269 code for a protein of 390 amino acids. NCBI's taxonomy places the organism in Eukaryota, Viridiplantae, Streptophyta, Magnoliopsida, Solanales, Solanaceae. The transcript is spliced from 2 exons.